Molecule: messenger RNA, 1377 nt
Organism: Peronospora farinosa
Lineage: Eukaryota; Oomycota; Peronosporomycetes; Peronosporales; Peronosporaceae
Source: the annotation of a GenBank genome assembly
AUGGUACUUACAGAUAAACAACGACAAGACCUCCAUCAGGCAAUGCUUGAUUAUCUUGUAGGAAUGGGUGAACGGUUUACAGACACAGCUACAGCUUUUGAAAAUGAAGCAGACGUGACAAAAUCCAGUGAUGGAAAACAUGCAGGUCUAUUGGAAAAGAAAUGGACAUCUGUGAUACGUUUACAACGUAAAGUAAUGGAGUUGGAGACAAAAGUGGUUCAGCUUGAAGAAAAUGCCAAAUUAGGCGGUGUUUUGAGUCGUAGGGACGUGCUAGGAGCUCGUCAACGCUUGGAAUUUCUACCACGUGCACCAGCCAAGUUCUCAUUAACAGGCCAUCGCUCACCUGUUACUUGUGUGGCUUUCCAUCCAGUUUUUAGUGUUUUGGCUUCAGCUAGUGAAGAUGCAUCCGUGAAAGUCUGGGACUUUGAGACGGGCGAGUACGAGCGGACACUCAAAGGACAUACGAAUCCUGUGCAAGCGGUGACAUUUAAUGGCUCUGGUUCAUUGCUGGCAUCGACAUCGACGGAUUUGUCCAUCAAGAUUUGGGACUUUUCGAGUGAUGGAGAUUAUGAAUGUCUAAGGACGUUACGUGGACAUGACCAUAAUGUCUGUGGGAUUGUAUUUGGACCAGACCUUUCAAGUGAUCGACUCUAUUCGUGCUCACGUGAUAAUACGAUCAAAGUGUGGGAGUUGUCAACUGGCUACUGUGUCAAUACACUUAACACUGGCCAUAGUGACUGGGUGCGUGACGUUGCCGUGAGUGACGAUGGACUGUAUCUGGCUUCAUGUGGCAAUGAUCGUUCCGUUCUUUUUUGGGAUCUGCAGCACAUGCGCAUUUUACAAUCGAUCCGAGAACACGAGCAUGUUGUAGAGAGUGUCGUUUUCGCCAAGACAGGCAUUCAACAACAGAUAAUUGAACGGACACAUGCCAAGAAACUCGCAGCUUCAGGUGCGUUUGCUCCAGCUCACGGAAACAUCUCGCCGGAGUCUAGUAACCACGACAUGGCUAGUAGUACGGCAGGAGAGCCGACGGGAGCGGUGAGUGUUCCUACAGUCCGCCGUAUGAAGUUUCUUCUGUCGGGAUCGCGUGACCGUACAGUUCGUCUUUGGGAAGCUUUCAGCGGAAUGCAGCUUAUGCUUUUUGCAAGUCACGAAAACUGGGUGCGCGAGGUUCGCUUUCACCCUAGCGGAAAGUACGCACUCAGUGCAGGCGAGGACAAGACCAUUCGCGUCUUUGACAUUGAGACUGGUCGCUGCGUGCGGACACUGGAUGAGGCACACAGCCAUUUCGUGACGUGCCUCGACAUCCACCCGAGCCUUCCACUGAUCAUUUCAGGCGGCAUCGAUAAAAUCAUUAAUGUGUGGGAAUGUGUAUAA